AUGAACCAGAUGCCAAAUAUCAACCCUGUCAUACGUGCAGGCCUGGUCCACCAGGUCACGCUCCUGAUUUCACCUGUAGGCAGCCAGGGCGUCCACUCUGGGACGGUAAACGUGGCUGAUGUUCCCACGGGACUCUCUGCGCCCCUGUCUUCUCACCUGGAUCACCUGUCAGCACGGGUCAUGGACUGGGUACAGGCUCAGAUCUCCUGCUUCAAAGCCCACUGUCAGAGGAGAGGAGGCUGA
This is a messenger RNA of Knipowitschia caucasica, 243 nucleotides long. NCBI's taxonomy places the organism in Eukaryota, Metazoa, Chordata, Actinopteri, Gobiiformes, Gobiidae. The record is from the annotation of a GenBank genome assembly.